CAAUGAAAAUUGGAGCUUGAAAUCUUGAAUCCACUACAUUUCAGACAAAUGUGGUAAAGAAGCAACCUAAGCUAAUACAUAACUAGCCUCAACAUUAAGCUAAACUUUUUUAUUCAAUUUUUAAAACACUGAUUACGAUGGGUCUUGCUUCUUCUGCGUCAUCCUCUCCUUGCUAGAUAUUCGCUUCGUGGUUCAUAUGCUGCUUCUGAUUUCUGCACAGAAUCGAUGAAUUACAACUGACGGAAAGAAGAAAGAAGGGCAUGAUCAUGGUGAGAUCCGAGUCUGAGGUCGACGGAGAAGUUGAAGAUCUCCACGACAGUAUCUCCUCAGAUUAUGAUAGAGAAAAAGAACUCAAGGCCUUUGACGAUUCCAAAGCUGGGGUCAAAGGACUCAUUGAUGCCGGAGUGGCAAAGAUUCCCCGCAUCUUCGUCAGACCAGCUGAUGAGCUUAAAGAGCUUCGGCUUCAGGGGACUGGCAACAACUUGAAGGUUCCGGUCAUAGACCUGGGUCUGCCAAGCUCAGGCUCUCAAAUUGAGCUCGAGGAAGACAAGAUCAAUAUCAAUCGCUGUAACCCCGAGGAAAUUUUAGAUGAACUCCGUCGUGCGUCGGAGAAAUGGGGUUUCUUUCAGGUGGUCAAUCAUGGUAUUCCUACGAGCCUUCUGGAUGACAUGUUAGAAGCGACAAGGAGGUUCCAUGAGCAACCAACGGAGGUGAAGAUGGAAUUUUACUCCCGUGAGCUCAUGAGGAAGGUCAAGUUUAGCAGCAAUUUUGAUCUGUAUCAGUCACCCGCUGCCAAUUGGAGAGACAGCUUGUUCUGUGUGAUGGGUCCUGAUCCUCCUAGCCUAGAUGAAUUGCCUGAGACUUGCAGAGAUGCGAUGAUAGAGUACUCUAAGCAAGUUAGGAGAUUAGGGUUUAAAUUGUUUGAGCUACUAUCAGAGGCUCUUCAUCUGAACCCUCAUUACCUGAAAGACAUGGAUUGUGCGGCAGGCCAUAUCAUGCUAUUUCAUUACUAUCCAGCAUGCCCUGAGCCUGAGCUGACGAUGGGAACCAGCAAGCAUUCUGACCCUGAUUUCCUUACUAUCCUUCUGCAAGACCAUAUUGGUGGCCUCCAAGUUCUUCAUCAAAAUCAUUGGGUUGAUGUUCCUCCUGUGCCUGGAGCUCUGGUUGUGAACAUUGGAGACCUCCUACAGCUAAUGUCUAAUGACAGGUUUAAAAGUGUUGAACACAGAGUCUUGGCUAACUGUGUAGGCCCAAGAGUAUCUGUAGCUUGCUUUUUCACUACACACCUUCAUCCAUCCACAAAGAUCUAUGGCCCUAUCAAGGAAUUGUUAUCAGAAGAUUAUUCCCCUAUAUACAGAGAGACCUCAUUGAAAGACUUUAUAGCUUACUAUGAUUCGAAAGGACUUGAUGGGAAUUCUGCUUUAACACAUUUCAAGUUGUCGAAUCUCACUGAAUCGAUGGGUUCGUAGUUCCAAAUGGAAUCUCUGUUUAGAAUUUAAUUUUUUUUUUAAACUGUAAGGGCAUGAUCUCGCAAUAUCUGCUGCAUCCUACUGAAUGAGGUAAAAUGUCUGAAGUUGCAGACAAGUUGUAAACUUAUGUAUCAGUCCCUAUAUUCACAAAUUAAUGCCUCUAUCUAUAUACUAGUUGGACAUAACCUGAAUACAGAGAUGAUGUGUUUUCAAGCUUGUGGUAGUAAAGAAUGAUUCAUUUUUUACA
Molecule: messenger RNA, 1716 nt
Organism: Macadamia integrifolia
Lineage: Eukaryota; Viridiplantae; Streptophyta; Magnoliopsida; Proteales; Proteaceae
Product: 1-aminocyclopropane-1-carboxylate oxidase homolog 1-like
Exons: 3
Coding region: 261-1469 (402 amino acids)
Source: RefSeq, a predicted model, not a curated record